Molecule: messenger RNA, 1053 nt
Organism: Malassezia japonica
Lineage: Eukaryota; Fungi; Basidiomycota; Malasseziomycetes; Malasseziales; Malasseziaceae
Gene: RFC2
Product: Subunit of heteropentameric Replication factor C (RF-C)
Exons: 5
Coding region: 1-1053 (350 amino acids)
Biological process (GO): DNA repair; DNA-templated DNA replication
Cellular component (GO): DNA replication factor C complex; nucleus
Molecular function (GO): DNA clamp loader activity; ATP hydrolysis activity; DNA binding
Source: RefSeq, a predicted model, not a curated record
AUGUCGAGUGGGCUGCAGGCCGAGAACCGGCCCCGCCCUAAGAACAUUGACGAGGUGGCGUCGCAGCAGCAUGCAGUGACUGUGCUGCGUAAUGCGCUGAAAACCGCCAAUCUCCCCCAUAUGCUCUUUUACGGCCCCCCCGGCACCGGCAAGACGUCGACGAUCCUGGCGCUUGCGCGGCAGCUGUACGGCCCCGAGCUGAUGAAGUCGCGUGUGCUCGAGCUGAACGCGUCCGACGAGCGCGGCAUUGCCGUCGUCCGUGAAAAGAUCAAGUCGUUUGCCAAGAUGGCCGUGUCGGCGCCCAACCCGAAUUACCCCUCGCCGCCGUACAAGGUCAUUAUCCUGGACGAGGCGGACAGCAUGACGCAGGACGCCCAGGGCGCGCUGCGCCGCAUUAUGGAGCAGUACAGCCGCACGACGCGCUUCUGCCUGGUGUGCAACUAUGUUACUCGCAUUAUUGAGCCGGUCGCGUCGCGCUGCAGCAAGUUCCGCUUCCGUCCGCUGGACCUGGAAAGCACCGAGGACCGCCUGCGGUACAUUGCGCGCGAGGAGGGCCUCGUGCUCAACGACGAGCUCAUCCCCGCGCUCAUACGCGCAUCGGACGGCGACAUGCGCCGCUCCAUUACCUAUCUGCAGUCUGUCGCGCGCCUUGCGGCGGCGCGUGGCGGCGACGUGCGGGAUAUGUCGGGCGACGCAGUGGCCGAGCUCGCCGGGAUCGUGCCCCACCGCGUGAUCGAAAUGCUCGGCCAGAGCGUCGGCGUCGAGCCCGCGUCGAUGGACGUCGACGAGGACGUCAAGCCGGCGGGCACGCCGUUUGACCGUGUCUCGGCGGCGGUCCAACACGUGGUGCGCGAGGGCUACUCGUGCAUCCAGGUCCUGCUCCAGUUCCACGACUAUGUGAUUAUGCACCCCCUGCUCAACGCACGGCAAAAGACCCGCGCUGCCAUCCAGUUUGGCCAAACCGACAAGGCGUUGAUGGACGGCGGGAACGAGGCGCUGCAGCUGCUGAGCCUCGGCCUGCAGCUCCACCAGGCGCUCGCUCGUAGUGAUUAG